GAGAGCAUCUCCGGAUACAAGCAGUUGUGUCGUUUGAAUCGCUCCGUGGGCGGCCUGGAAGGCUUCCAGCCAAACAUUGUAUUCUGCAGGUGUUGUUCAAUCCAGUUGCAUUCCGAAAGACAAUGCUGAAGUCGUUGGUCCUGUUCGCCGUCGCUGCGGCUAUAUCGGCGCAGCGAGACCUGAUCCUGCCAGACGCUCGCGCGUGUGCGAACAGGGUGAAGCACGCACACGAGUUCCGCAACGGGCACCACUACUUCUACUCGUGGCGCCACCGCGCCACGGCCCGCCACGAGCGUGACUGGCUGGACGGCCGCAACAUCUGCCGCAAGCACUGCCAGGACCUGGUGUCGCUCGAGACAGCGGAGGAGGCCCGCAUGAUUGAGAGCGCCGUCGCGCGGGACGGCGUCAAGUACAUCUGGACGUCCGGCAGGAAGUGUGACUUCGAUGGCUGCGACCGGCCUGACCUGCAGCCGCUGAUUAUCAACGGCUUCUUCUGGUCGGGCUCGGGCGAAAAGAUGCCGCCGACCAACCAGCGCAUCACCAACGGCUUCCCCAACUGGUCGCACACGGGCGGCUCCGGUCGGCCGCAGCCGGACAACCGGGAAGAGGCCGAGGGCACGGGCCAGGAGAGCUGCGUCGGCAUCCUCAACAACUUCUACGACGACGGCGUCAAGUGGCACGACAUCGCCUGCCACCACCAGAAGCCGUGGGUGUGCGAGGACUCGGACGAGCUGCUCGCCUACGCGCGCUCCACCAGCCGCCUCCGCAUCCCCUGAGGGGCCGGGCUGGCGCCGCGGCGGCGACCGCAGACCGCGCCCGGCUCCGACGGGUCGCUGUCGCAUCGGAGAAGAGGCCGAGGCGGUGCGGUCGUGUUCGAAAGCUCCCAGAGGGCCGCGGCGCGUGCAAACCCUCAGCGGGGAGCUGAGGAGUGCGGGGAGCGGUCUGUGUCCUCCGCGAGGGUCAGUGUCAGGAGUAGUCCUGUCCAGUGAGUUGGGUGAGGUCUGUCCAGAGCGAACGCUGCUUGUGAGGACUUCCGUGCUGUUAGCGACACCGGCUGUGCGUCAGAAAAGUGUAAUUCUGUCUAGGUAAUGAGGCACAUGUCUUCUACCCCAUAUGCCAUAUCUGGCGGACUGGAGGCAUACGUUAUUACGUGCCGGAACUUCUAUCUGAAUAGUUAUCAGAACCUCCUGUCACAAUUGCGGCAGAAAAAUGGGCUGUUUCCCGAACUGCGUGCCAGAAAAUAUUAGUAGUAAAGGAAGCAUGAGCCGUAAACAAUCCGCGGUUUUGUUAAUAAGUUUCCCUUGUAGUCAAUAGUGUGAAUACGAUGACGUGGUAUAAUACAAGCAACAGUGAUA
Molecule: messenger RNA, 1355 nt
Organism: Pollicipes pollicipes
Lineage: Eukaryota; Metazoa; Arthropoda; Thecostraca; Pollicipedomorpha; Pollicipedidae
Product: L-selectin
Exons: 4
Coding region: 123-776 (217 amino acids)
Source: RefSeq, a predicted model, not a curated record